AUGGUGGAAACGCUGAGUAUUGCGGUGAUCGGUGCGGCCGGUGUGGGUAAAACCUCCAUCAUCCGACGCUUUGUUUACGACGAUUAUUCGGAGUCGUACAGUCCUACUCGUGCCCGACGCGUGUACCGACCCUCGGUGGUUCUGAACGGACUCAUGUACGAGCUGAAGAUUUUGGAUGUCCCGCCAAUCGCCGCGUUUCCAUCCAGUCCUGCGCAGGAGUGGCUGGAUGCUCGCUGCAGGGGGGUGCGUAACGCCAGUGCCUACAUCUUGGUGUAUGAUAUCUGCUGUGUGGAGAGCUUUGAAUAUGUCAAGAUGAUUCGACAACAGAUUGUAGAUAACAGAGAGGCCAGCAGCAGUGAUGUCCCGAUCUUGGUGGUGGGUAAUAAGAGGGACCUGCAGAGGCACCGGUUCACUCAGCGGCGCGCCAUCUCCGUGCUGGUCAAGAAGACGUGGAAGUGCGGCUACGUGGAGUGUUCGGCUAAGUUUAACUGGCACGUACUCCUUCUGUUCAAAGAGCUGCUGGGCAUCGCCGUGGCACGCGGGAUGCGCCACAACCAUACUUCUAUUCGCCUGCAGGGGGCACUGCAAAGGAACCGCUGCUCCGUCAUGUGA
This is a messenger RNA of Trichomycterus rosablanca, 612 nucleotides long. It is a transcript of the gene rasl10a, whose product is annotated as RAS-like, family 10, member A. The transcript is spliced from 3 exons. Gene Ontology annotation, molecular function: GTP binding; GTPase activity. Lineage: Eukaryota; Metazoa; Chordata; Actinopteri; Siluriformes; Trichomycteridae. The record is from RefSeq and is a predicted model, not a curated record. Bases 1 to 612 code for a protein of 203 amino acids.